Messenger RNA from Purpureocillium lilacinum, 1590 nucleotides. The record is from RefSeq and is a predicted model, not a curated record. NCBI's taxonomy places the organism in Eukaryota, Fungi, Ascomycota, Sordariomycetes, Hypocreales, Ophiocordycipitaceae.
AUGUCGCGGCGGUGCGCGCGCAAGCUGGAGCGCGCAUGCUGCUCGUUUGCGACGUACAUACCGCUGAUAUUCGUCUACGGACUGACGACGUGGGCGGUGUGGGUGGUCAUCAACAUUGGCCUGGUGAGCGUCGACAGCACAGGCACCGGAUCGUCCGUCGUCGGCUUCAUCCUCUACGCCCUGCUCAACUGGUCGUACACGACGGCCGUCUUCACCAGCCCCGGCUCGACGACAAACGACGAUGGCUACGGCCUGCUGCCCACCACGCAGGGCCACACGCCGUCGGCCACGUCCUUCACCGUCAAGAGCAACGGCCAGCUCCGCUUCUGCAAAAAGUGCCAGGCCCGCAAGCCCGACCGCGCCCACCACUGCUCGACAUGCCGGCGGUGCGUCCUGAAGAUGGACCACCACUGCCCGUGGCUGGCGACGUGCAUCGGGCUGCGCAACCACAAGGCGUUCCUGCUGUUCCUGAUAUACACGACGAUAUUCAGCUUCUACGCCUUUGCCGUCAGCGGCACGUGGGUCUGGGGCGAGGUCGUGGAGGAGCAGACGCGGUACACGGACGCCCUCAUGCCCGUCAACUUUAUCGUCCUGAGCGUCAUCAGCGGCAUCAUCGGCAUCGUCGUCGGCGCGUUCACCGGGUGGCAUAUUAUGCUGGCUGCCAAGGGCCAGACGACGAUCGAGUGCCUCGAGAAGACGCGGUACCUGUCGCCCCUGCGAAAGACGUACAACCACGCGCACAAUCCGGCGAACCACCUCCCGCAGGCCGCGCAGCAGUUUGUCGACUUUCACACGAAUGCGCUGCCCGGCGUGACGCGCCCAGAGGAGGGCGAAGAGCGACCCUUCGAGAUGGACGGGUCGCGGCCGGUGCAGAUGUCGUACGACGACCUGGAGCGCCAGCAGUCCCGAAAGCGAUACGAGGAGUACCUCGACGAGCAGGAGUCGGAGAAGCUCCCCAACGCCUUUGACCUGGGCUGGAAGCGCAACCUGCAGCACCUCAUGGGGCCCGUCCCAGCCCUGUGGUUCUUCCCGAUCUGCAACACCACGGGCGAUGGGUGGUCGUGGGAGCCGAGUCCGAAGUGGAUCGAGGCUCGCGAAGAGAUGAGGGCCGAGCGCGAGCGCCAGAGACAGAGAGAGAUAAGCGCUGGCUGGGGGGCGCCGGAUGACGACCCGUAUGCACCUGCGGUUGGCAACGGCAACGCCAUCGCGCAAGCGGGACCGGCGAGCCACGGAGGCUGGAGACCGCCGAGCAAGGCGGACCGCGUCCUUGGCCGGGACCCGAACCUAUACGCGGACGGCACGCAGACGAUGCAGAUGCAACGCCUUACUCCCAAGGGGCGAAACCUCGAGGACGAUCUCUUGGACACGGACGACGAGAACGAUGCGGCAGCGGCGGCCGGCGAGGCAAACGGGCCGUCGCCGGGGACGGGCAGCCGGGAUGAGGCCGAACGGCGGGCGCUGGACGUGGUCACCAACGGCCGGGGGUGGGGCCGUGGCGGCGCCAGCGGGAUGCUCCGCAAGGGGAGCUCCCAGAGCGCCGGCGGCACGGGGGCCGUGAGCCCGCAGUUCCAGGACGAUGGCGUCGACUGA